Molecule: messenger RNA, 2738 nt
Organism: Petromyzon marinus (sea lamprey)
Lineage: Eukaryota; Metazoa; Chordata; Hyperoartia; Petromyzontiformes; Petromyzontidae
Source: RefSeq, a predicted model, not a curated record
GGGGAACCUUUGUCUCCUUCAUCACGUGCUGCUUCCUCGCGAACAGCACUUGCCCCAGCAGUCUGUCAAAGCUACCCGGGGGACCUUCUCAUGAUGUAUGUCACUGGGAGUGGCAUGUGCGUAACGGGUGAACGCGCGCUGCGCUACAAACCCCGCGUCCCGAGUUCCAUUCCCGUUCACGACCUCAUAACAGGGGCGAACAGUGUGAGGUAUGCGCCAAGACCUGUAUACCGCAGAAUCGGAAUGCUUUUGUUUGGAGGAAUCCGAUGAGCUAUAAAGCUCUUUUUUCACAUGUCCACGGUCCCACGACAUUAAAGCAAUUGGGGGGGGGGGGGGGGGCAUCUGAAACGUGACAAUUUCAGGGAAGUAUCGUUCGCUUAGCCUUAGGAGAAUGGGAAAAAAAUAUAUACGUAAAAUGUAAACAAUACCGUUCACAAUAGCAAUGGAAACGAGACCUAUGUGUUGGCAUUUCUCAUAAAUCCAAAAGAUCAACGUCCUUGCCUGUAAAAAAAUAAUAAUAAAGACCACUGAGGUUUUGGGUGUUGAACACAAAAAAAAACUCAACACUUUAAAACGUUUCAGAGAAAUCACGAAUUGGGGCCCCUCUUAUCUGUUGCCAUUCCAAUGUGGGAUCCACGUGUGGGAUCCAUCCCCACACCGUAGGGCUGUUUAUUAGCUAAGGGGCUCGGCCAAUCAGAGAGCCGCGGCGUCGUGACGCACGGUUACUUCCCUGCCACCGGAAACCGAACCCCCACUACCCGCCGCUUCCCCCUCCCUCCCCCCAACGGAGUGUUCCGACGCGGUGACGUCACGACCCGCUCAUGAAUAUUAAUCGUUCCGUUUGCCGGCCGCCGUGCGUCAUUAAUAUUUAAUGCAUAGAGGAUGGACGGCGGGGGGUGGGGUGCGCCCUGGUUUCCUGUGAAUCAUCUCAUGAAUAUUAAUGAGCGAUGGGGGGGGGCGGGCGGGGUUUUCUGUAAAUCGCAUGAAUAUUAAUUAGAUUGGUGGAUGUUUUUAGUGGAAGCUCAUGAAUAUUAAGCGAUUUCACCGUCUCCCCACCCCGGGGAAGCUCAUGAAUAUUAAUCGAUUUUACAGCCACCGCCCCCUCCGGGAAGCUCAUGAAUAUUAAUCGAUUUUACAGCCACCGCCCCGCCCCCUCGGGGAAGCUCAUGAAUAUUAAUGAGAUUUUACAGCCACCGCCCCCCUCGGGGAAGCUCAUGAAUAUUAAUCGAUUUAACAGUCCCCUCCCCCCUCGUCAUAAAAACGCGGUCGAUCACCCCGCGUGGUCGCUUUAGACCGGUCCGGCACCUGCUACGCGGGUGUUCACUUCUAUGGAGGCCUCCGUAUUCUACCCCGACCCCUGGGGACCGCUCGCGACGGUUACCGCACAACCGGGGCGGUCCCCUUGCAGUCCCUCACAGCGGGACGGGGACCAUCACCGGGACCAUCACCGGGACCCUCACCGGGACCAUCACGGGGACCCUCACGGGGACCAUCACGGGGACCAUCACCGGGACCCUCACGAGGACCAUCACCGAGACCCUUACCGGGACCCUCACCAGGACCCUCACCGGGACCCUCACCGGGACCCUCACGAGGACCAUCACGGGGACCAUCACCGGGACCAUCACCGAGACCCUCACCGGGACCCUCACCGGGACCCUUACCGGGACCCUCACGGAUUCCUCCAUCUCCCUCUGACGUCACGCCUCACCGCAGCUCAGCUCUCCCAGCACCACCACCACCUCGGACUACCACCACACCGCCAACCACUGCACCAACACUACCAACAACAACAGCAGCAGCAGCAACUAUACCACCAGCAACAGCAGCAGUACCAACAAGAGCACCUGGUCACACAGCAGCAGCAGCAGCAGCCGGCCAUUAUGGACCACCACCACCUCCUGCUGCAGCAGAGCCUCCACCGCUACCACGUGGUGCACAAUCCCGGUCACGCGACUCCGUUCCGGCAGCACCGGCGCUCGGAGACAUGGGAUGACGCGAGGGCGGAAGGGGUCAACGCCGGCGGUGUCGGCGGUACCGGCGGUGGUGGCGGCGGUACCGGCGGUGGCGGCGAUACCGGCAGCGGCACCGGCGGAGGGGAAUCCUACGGCCGCGACGACGACGGCGACGAUGCCGCGAUGGCGGCUGCGGCGGUGACGAGUUGGAGGAGGAGGGCGGCGGCGCCGCCGUCGGCACCGGCGGACGCGCUGGCGGAGGAGGAGGAGGCGGCGUCGCGGUGCCGCCGGCGCAAGCUGGAGCGCAUCGGGCGCCUGCAGGAGCGAGCGGCGUCGCUGCGGGCCGCCAACUCGGGGCUGGCGAGCCAGGCCCAGGAGCUGCGCGCCCACGUGGGCGGCCUGCGCCAGCGCCUGCUGGGCCACCUCCGCGGGGGGAGAUAUCCAAUCCGGGUCGCGGUGGAGUUUAGAGAGUGGCGCCACGGUGAGGAGGAGGUGGAAGAGGAGCAAAAACGAGAGUCUCUGACCCGUCGCGUUCGCUUCCUGAGAGUCGCUUCCUCGGGAGACAUGAGACCCCCUCCGUUGGCGGAGGAGCAGCGCAGGAGCUGGCAGGGCCUUCGUCUCACCGGCCUCGCCGACCCAGCCCGGCCAGACCUACCCGCUGCCCGUGGUUGCUCCAUUGUGCCUCGCGUCUCCCCACUCUUCACCUGUGCUCUCGUGUUUCGUAGUGUUCCCUCCCCCGUGCCGUCACCGUGCGUCGGCGUGCGUCUCCGUUUGCGCCCCUAA